Molecule: messenger RNA, 2144 nt
Organism: Carassius auratus (goldfish)
Lineage: Eukaryota; Metazoa; Chordata; Actinopteri; Cypriniformes; Cyprinidae
Product: calcium/calmodulin-dependent protein kinase type 1D-like
Exons: 13
Coding region: 65-1456 (463 amino acids)
Biological process (GO): protein phosphorylation
Molecular function (GO): ATP binding; protein kinase activity
Source: RefSeq, a predicted model, not a curated record
UGACAACAUCUUGCACACAAGUCAGUCUUCCCUGGUGUUCUUGAGAGCAUUACGUUUGCCAGCGAUGCCAUCAUACUUUAUCAAGCAGCACAAGGCACUGGUCAGCAGAAAACAGCAUCACAAAGAAAUCCCUGUAGAAGCUCACGCAGAAAUGGGACGAAAGGAGGGCGACUGUGAUUGGAAAAAGAGCACGGAUAACAUCCAGGAUGUGUUUGAAUUCAUGGAGGUGCUCGGAUCGGGAGCGUUCUCAGAGGUCUUCAUGGUGAAGGAGAGAAAAACAGGGAAGCCUUUUGCUAUGAAGUGUGUGAAGAAGAAAAACAAAAGGGACGUCAACCUGGAGAAUGAAAUCGCCGUGUUGAGGAAGAUCCAACACGACAAUGUGGUUUGCUUGGAGGAUUUCUAUGAAAGUCGGACACAUUACUACCUGCUCAUGCAGCUCGUUUCAGGUGGUGAACUGUUCGACCGGAUCCUGGACCGGGGCAUGUAUUCAGAGGCUGAUGCUAGUCGGCUCAUCAGACAGGUGCUGGAGGCAGUCAGCUACCUGCACAAAAACGGCAUUGUCCACCGCGACCUCAAGCCAGAGAAUCUGCUCUACUACAGCCCUGAUGAAAACUCUAAGAUCAUGAUCAGUGAUUUUGGCCUCUCUAAGAUGGAAGAUAAUGGUGUCAUGUCCACGGCCUGUGGGACCCCAGGAUAUGUCGCCCCUGAAGUUUUGGCCCAGAAGCCCUAUAGCAAAGCCGUUGACUGCUGGUCUAUUGGAGUCAUCACUUACAUCCUUCUCUGUGGAUAUCCUCCUUUCUAUGAAGAAACAGAGACUCGUCUCUUUUCUAAAAUCAUGAAGGCACAGUACGAGUUCGACUCGCCCUUCUGGGAUGAUAUCUCUGAGUCUGCAAAGGACUUCAUCCGCAACAUGAUGCAGAAGAAUCCUAAGAUGCGUUAUGACACAGAACAGGCUCUCAGACACCCCUGGAUUAUAGGAAAGACGGCCCGGAGUCAGGACAUCUACUACUCCGUCAGUGAGCAGAUCCAGAAAAACUUUGCCAAGUCCAAAUGGAAGCAAGCCUUCAAUGCUACAGUGGCUAUCAACCAGAUGAAGAAACUGCAGCUGGCCAACUCCGAGGCCUGUGUGACGUCUGCGCCUGCGCCUGAGUUCAAGGAAACCGCAGCCUCCACACCCGAAUCCGUCUGCAAGAAGCUGUUCACUGAGACCCCUGAACCAAACGGCAACAUACACAGUAAUCAGAUAAAUGUGCCGUCCGGCUCCACCGAGUCAAAGACUCAAUAUCAUCCAGUCCGGGUCAGUCACAGUGAGACCACUCAUGUUGGGACCCUCACCAUUGCAGAGAAGGGCAAACAUGUGUAUCACUCAGAGCCAGCAGACCUAAAUGGGUAUGCAAAAAGAAGCUCCAGUCGUAACGGGCAGAAGCUGCAGACUGGCGUUUGCUCUGUCAUGUGAUUGGCAGCUUUGGAAUUGUGUCGUUUUGACAGGUCUGUGACCUUUCACCCAGCCUGCUUUCUGUGGGCAGAUCCUGCAGCUCUGUCCCGGUCAAGAGUGCUGGCAAGACAAUUGGCCACCGGCCCGCGCUGUUCUGAAAUACUGAAGUUUAGAGGAGUGCCUCCAAGCCUGCAAACACACACACACACACACACGCAGAGCACAAUACAGCCUAUCACACACUCACAGACAACACAGUAUCCCUGUAAAAGCAGAAACGAGUACAUGUUAGGUCUGAAACUUGGUAUGUUCCCUUGAAGAAACAGAUUUACAUUAUCUAGGUCAAUUAAUCUGUCUGUAUUAAAACAUUCGGAGCAGGGGUCCGUGUUAUUGGACACUUGUGUAAGGAGUAUUGGGAGUUUUGUACAUAUACUCUCUUGUAUUGUGCAAUAAUGUGUGGCGCAGUAAUUCAAGUGAGUAAAACACUUUUGCUGCACUGUAAUUAUUGAUCAUACAUUGUAUAUUGCUGGGAUAAGAAAUACGUUUUUUUUAUUUAACUAGAGUUAAUGUUUAUUUUUCUAAUGCGGAAAUUAUUAUUGUAUGUUAAUUUAUUAUAUACUUUUGUCAUAAUAAAACAUAUACAAAUAAUUGAACACCUUUUCCCACCACCAUAGUAUGUCUAGCCCUUGUUUUGUGCAUGCAGAACUCU